Nothobranchius furzeri (turquoise killifish) is the source of this 2763-nucleotide messenger RNA. RefSeq names its product ribonucleoside-diphosphate reductase large subunit. Gene Ontology annotation, biological process: deoxyribonucleotide biosynthetic process; DNA replication. NCBI's taxonomy places the organism in Eukaryota, Metazoa, Chordata, Actinopteri, Cyprinodontiformes, Nothobranchiidae. Gene Ontology annotation, cellular component: ribonucleoside-diphosphate reductase complex. The record is from RefSeq and is a predicted model, not a curated record. Gene Ontology annotation, molecular function: ribonucleoside-diphosphate reductase activity, thioredoxin disulfide as acceptor; ATP binding.
UGCUGCUGAUUGGUUAAUACUCAUUCUCUACAUUUUCCCCGGUGUGUAACGUCUUCCGUACAAAAAGAGCGUUAGCGGGUUUUUUAGGCUUCAUUCGCGGUUCGUCCUGCGUGUGAGUCUAGGUUCUGUGCUUCUCUGCACAUUUUGAAGCUGUGGGGAGGUUUACCGUGCGUUUUCUGUUACCUCGGCUGACCAGUAACACCAAUUCAACAUGAUGCACGUUAUCAAACGAGAUGGACGCCAUGAGCGAGUCAUGUUUGAUAAAAUCACCUCUCGCAUCCAGAAGCUUUGCUACGGUCUAAAUUCAGAUUUCGUGGAUCCAGCUCAAAUCACAAUGAAGGUGAUCCAGGGUUUGUACAGCGGUGUCACCACUGUGGAGCUUGACACGCUGGCAGCCGAAAUUGCUGCCACACUGACAACUAAACACCCCGACUAUGCCAUUCUCGCCGCAAGGAUCGCUGUCUCAAACCUCCACAAAGAGACGAAAAAAGUGUUUAGUGAAGUGAUGGAAGACCUGUACAACUACAUCAAUCCUCUGAACAAGCAGCACUCCCCCAUGAUCUCAAAAGAGACGCUCAACAUUGUUCUGGAGAACAAAGACCGCCUCAAUUCGGCCAUAAUUUACGACAGAGAUUUCUCUUACAACUUCUUCGGCUUCAAAACCCUGGAGCGCUCCUAUCUGCUGAAGAUCAAUGGAAAAGUGGCCGAGCGUCCGCAGCACAUGCUCAUGAGGGUGUCUGUUGGGAUCCAUGAGAGAGACAUCGAUGCAGCCAUUGAGACGUACAACCUGCUGUCAGAGAAGUGGUUCACCCACGCCUCACCAACCCUCUUCAACGCAGGAACCAACCGGCCACAGCUGUCCAGCUGCUUCCUCCUCGCCAUGAAAGACGACAGCAUCGAAGGCAUUUAUGACACUCUUAAGCAGUGUGCCCUCAUUUCCAAAUCCGCCGGAGGCAUUGGCGUGGCGGUCAGCUGUAUCAGAUCAACCGGGAGCUACAUCGCUGGUACCAAUGGUAACUCCAACGGGCUGGUGCCCAUGUUGAGAGUUUACAACAAUACUGCUCGCUAUGUUGAUCAGGGGGGGAACAAAAGACCUGGAGCCUUUGCCAUGUACCUGGAGCCAUGGCACUUUGAUGUGUUUGACUUCCUGGAGCUGAAGAAGAACACAGGAAAGGAGGAGCAGAGAGCCAGAGACCUCUUCUAUGCCCUGUGGAUUCCAGAUCUGUUCAUGAAGAGAGUGGAGAGUAACCAAAACUGGUCCCUAAUGUGUCCCAACGAGUGUCCUGGGCUGGACGAGUGCUGGGGGGAGGAGUUUGAAAAACUGUACACUAAAUAUGAAAACGAGGGGAGGGUGAAGCGUGUGGUGAAGGCUCAGCAGCUCUGGUAUGCCAUUAUUGAGUCCCAGACAGAAACGGGAACGCCAUACAUGCUGUACAAAGAUGCAUGUAACAGGAAGAGUAACCAGCAGAAUCUGGGCACCAUCAAAUGCAGCAACCUGUGCACCGAAGUUGUUGAGUACACCAGCAAAGACGAGGUGGCGGUGUGUAACCUUGCCUCCAUUGCUCUCAACAUGUACGUCACACCAGAACGGACUUUUGACUUCAAGAAGCUGGCAUCUGUGACCAAAGUUAUUGUCAAAAACCUCAACAAGGUCAUUGAAAUCAACUACUACCCAGUUCCUGAAGCUGAGAAGUCCAACAAGCGCCACAGGCCAAUAGGAAUUGGAGUUCAAGGUUUGGCAGAUGCCUUCAUCCUGAUGCGUUAUCCCUUCGAAAGCCCAGAGGCUCAGUUGCUAAACAUCCAGAUUUUUGAGACCAUCUACUACGCUGCUCUGGAGGCGAGCUGCGAGCUAGCUGCCGAGUUCGGACCGUACGAGACCUACGAAGGUUCCCCUGUCAGCAAGGGCAUCCUGCAAUACGACAUGUGGGACAAGACGCCUACAGACCUGUGGGACUGGAAGCUGCUGAAAGAGAAGAUCGCUAAACAUGGCGUGAGAAAUAGCCUGCUGCUCGCCCCGAUGCCCACAGCGUCCACCGCCCAGAUCCUGGGUAACAACGAGUCCAUCGAAGCCUACACCAGCAACAUCUACACUCGCAGGGUCCUCUCUGGAGAGUUCCAGAUUGUUAAUCCUCACCUGCUCAAAGACCUGACGGAGAAGGGGCUGUGGAGCGAGGAGAUGAAGAACAGUCUGAUCGCCAACAACGGAUCUGUUCAAGACAUCGGUGAGAUUCCAGAUGAUUUGAAGCAGCUGUAUAAAACUGUUUGGGAAAUCUCCCAGAAGACUGUAUUAAAGAUGGCUGCCGACCGUGGUGCCUACAUAGACCAGAGCCAGUCGCUGAACAUCCACAUCGCAGAGCCAAACUAUGGAAAACUAUCCAGCAUGCACUUCUACGGUUGGAAACAGGGAUUAAAGACGGGAAUGUAUUACCUAAGGACGAAGCCCGCCGCCAACCCCAUCCAGUUCACCCUGAACAAGGAGAAGCUGAAGGAGGUGCCGGAGAGCAAGGCCUCAGAGGAGGAGGUCAAGGAGAGGAACAAAGCAGCCAUGGUGUGUUCUCUGGAGAACCGAGACGAGUGUCUUGCCUGUGGAUCGUAGACUUUAUAUAAACCCACUUCAGCUCGGAAAUGUGCCCGAUGACAUAAAGGCUCCAGAUGGCAAUUAAUACAUUUUCACUGUGUGCAUUUGUAAUGUACAGAGCAAAGUUUAUUUUUAUUCACUGUUUUGUAUUUUAUGUUGGAAAAUAAAACUUGAACCUAUCAAAA